Messenger RNA from Prunus armeniaca (apricot), 1179 nucleotides. The record is from the annotation of a GenBank genome assembly. NCBI's taxonomy places the organism in Eukaryota, Viridiplantae, Streptophyta, Magnoliopsida, Rosales, Rosaceae.
AUGGAGAUGAGGAUGAUGAGAAAAGAUGAUGAGAUGAACAUGAUCAAAGUGAAGAAGCAUCAUCAUAUUCAUCAUCCCCACCAAAAAUCCCAAACCCUACCGCCCUCCCCAACCCACUCUUUCUCUUCCUCCUCCUCUUCAGAUUUCGAGUUCACAAUCUCUCUCUCUCCUCGCAAAUCCUCCAACACCCUCUGCCCCGCCGACGAGCUCUUCUACAAAGGCCAGCUCCUCCCCCUCCACCUCUCCCCCCGCCUCUCCAUGGUCCGCACCCUCCACCUGCCCUCCUCCGCGUCAUCGUCUUACAACUGCUCAUCCUCCGAAACCACCACCUCACGUGACUCCACCGCCAGCAGCUCCAAUGAGUCACGUGACUCCACCUCCUCCUUCGCCAGCGACCUCGGCCUCCUAGCCGACCAGUCCUGCGGCUCCUCUCGCCCCAGCUCAGUCGCCGAAGACACCAACGACGAGUCUUACAAGCGCUUCGGCAGCAGCAAGUACGCAGUGCAGCACACCGCCAGCAACAACGAUGCCGUUUCGAGGAAGAAGUACUUCUCCUUGUCGAGAUUCUCGUCCGUGUUCAAGAAGGAGCCGAAAGUACAGAAAGACAACAAUGUUCCAGAUCACCAGCAGCAAAACAACAACAACAUGGUGGGGCCCGGAUCCAAUAAUGCAUCAUCAGCGAAGCCGAAACGUAUGAGUUUGACUGCCAAGGAGGUUUUUAGCAAAUACUUGAAGAAGGUGAAGCCCUUGUAUGAAAAACUCUCCCAAAAACAGCAACAGAAAAUGGGAGGAGUAGGAGGAGGAGGAGGAGGCGGCUUAAGCAUCAUCACGACCACAAAAACCUCAGCAGAAAAAUGCGCCACGAGAAAUAAUAAAGAUUGUGGUGGCAGCAGUCAUGGCUUAGUUUCUCAGUCCUUCUCGGGUAACCUGAGGUAUCCGAGAAGGAGGGGCAGCGUUUCGAGCUGCCCUUCUUCCAUGAGGUGCUCCCCAAGCCACUCAGGCGUUCUCUCCCGUACUACCGGGUUAACGGGUUCAGGCUCGAGUUUGUGUACGAGUGGUGGCAACAGUUCAGCGUCUUCGAUGGAGGAGCUUCAGAGCGCAAUUCAAGGUGCAAUUGCUCAUUGCAAGAACUCCUUGGUGGUUCAGAGCAAGAGUGCUGCUACGUGCCAUGGUCAGUGA